Molecule: messenger RNA, 1089 nt
Organism: Miscanthus lutarioriparius
Lineage: Eukaryota; Viridiplantae; Streptophyta; Magnoliopsida; Poales; Poaceae
Source: the annotation of a GenBank genome assembly
AUGGCCGCCGACGACUGGCGCUACGCGAUCAACCGCCGGGAGGCUGAUGAGCGCGGCUACGCCAGCGAUAACCUGAGGUCAGCUUGGGCACAGUGGGGAGCGGGCCGAAACUCCGCGUCUGCCCACCGUGGCGAGGAUGGUCAUCGUCCCUCCGGCGCGCGUCCGCCGCAGAAACGCCGACACGGAGCAGGUGAUCUCCCCAAACCUGUCCAUUUUGUCUCGGCGGCCGUCUCGUCGUCCGAUGAGCAUGGGGAUUCUCGUAAUCUCGCAUCGUCCUCGUCUGUGGAUCCGGCUCGGCAGGCCACGUCGCCGCCGCCGGAGCCGGGGAGCCUUGCGUCCAACGCGGUGGUGGCGCAGAUGAUGAAGCGCAUGAACUACAAGGAAGGCAGCGGCCUCGGGAGGCACGGACAGGGGAUCAUCGCUCCCAUCGAGGUGGCCCUCCGUCCCAAGAAUGCCGGCCUCGGCAGCGUCGAGAGAUCCAUCAUCGGUGGAGCGGACGGGCUUCCGCCACCCAGUGACGAAAACUGGUCCAAGUGGGACGAAGCCGGAGGAGCAAGGAAACGGAAGCGCGAUCGGGACGUCGUCGACGACAAGAUCCUAGCCAGACGUCUGGAGGAGAGCGCCGCCGAGGCCGUCGUGCGUGUGCAGAAGGCACUCGCGCGUGCGGCACGGUGGUCGUCGACGUCGAGUGGCCUGCUAGGAGACCUGAGAUCCGGGGACGAGAUGCCGGCGGCCGCGAUCACCAAGGCCAUGAAGUGGGUGCAGGAGCAGAGCGCGUCGGGGACGCUCACGACGGGCGAGCUGAUCCAUUGUUUGAAUGUAAAUUUCUCUUCAUCACAAGAUACAUUUUUGUACGCUGAAUAUCAGAAUGCACAUAAUAACAGGAACAUACCAGCUAACCAGAAUUCGUGUCUUAGAUUGAAAAACUUAAGCGUUGGUUACUGGUCUGAGCUGCAUUAUCCGGAUCUCACCAGUUCACCACCUGAGGAUCCUGGUUUGUCCAUCACGCCGAUCUCAUUAUCAGUCUAUGCAAAUAAGCUCAAUCUCUUCUGGCUGAUCCAUUUGAACCCAAACUGGUUUACAGGAUAA